AUGGAGCGCAUCUUGAUAUACAUGAGCAUUACUCUCGCUCUCUGGAUAGUCCAGUGCCUCUACAAAGUCAUCACCUCCCCCUUAGCGCGCCUCCCCGGCCCGCUGUACACAAGUCUAACCCGCCUCCCUCUAAAGCUAUCGAUAAUAACCGGCCGCCGGAUCUAUUUCAUCCACGCCCUCCACCAAGCCCACGGCCCGAUUGUGCGGAUCAGCCCAACUGAAAUCUCCAUAUCGUCUCCCUUGGAAUGCAAAGAAAUACAUCGUGCUGGUUCGCUCUUCCUAAAGAGUGAGUGGUAUAGUAAGUUUACGAUGGGGAUUCGGCCGGGAGUUUUUGAUAUGCGAGAUCCGAAGGUGCAUGCUGCCCGGAGAAAGUUAUUUGCCAGGGCAUUUUCGAAGAGUGAGCUUAGGCGGGAAUGGGAGGGGGUCGUUAGAGAGAAAGUGAAGCUUGCGGUGACUAAGAUAAAGGACGAGACGUGGGGUAGUGGAGUGAACGAUGGGAAAGGGAAAUGUGAUGUGCUCAAGUGGUGGACAUUCCUUGCAACAGAUGUUAGUGGGCAUCUGAUGUUUGGAGAGAGCUUUGAUAUGCUAAGUGUUGGGAUUAAAAACGAAUACAUCCACGUCCUCGAAUCUACCAUGAAAGGCUCAGGCAUCAGCGCCGAACUCCCGCUUCUCGGCUUCAUUGGCCGCCACGUGCCUAUCCCCAGUAUCAAGGUCAUGUUCCGGGCGGGAGACUAUCUUACAGAGUACGGAAGGCGCGCAGUCAAACACAGUCGCGCAACCAGCGACUCCGCCCGGAACAUCUUCUCGGGAAUCAUAGGCGAGUCUGAGAAGGGGGGCGGGGCGCUUACUGACCUAGAUGUAAUUACGGAGGCAGGAAAUUUGAUUGUUGCGGGCUCGGAUACAACCGCUGUUACGUUGACGUAUCUCGUCUAUGCUGUGCUCAGCAACCCGCGGCUACAAAGGGAGGUUGAGGACGAAGUACAACUUCUGUCGGAUGACUAUAGUGAUGAAACGCUGGAGCAACUCCCCCUCCUCAAUGCUACAAUCAAGGAGACGCUCCGACUAUACGGAGCUGCACCCGGCUCACUCCCUAGAUCCGUUCCUGCAGGCGGCGCAACCUUCUUAGGUUAUUAUAUCCCAGAGGGAAUGACGGUCAGCACUCAGAGCUACACCAUCCACCGCGACGAGAAUAUUUUCCCCGAUCCCGAGACCUUUGAUGCCUCUCGAUGGCUCCGUGGAAAUGAAGAGGGGGGAGUAUCAAGUCAAGCCCAAGCAGGAUUCUCGCCAUUCGGGGCUGGUGCUCGAACAUGCCUAGGAAUACACCUCGCAUACAUGGAACUCCGCCUCGCGGCUGCUGAGUUCUUCAGACAGUGUCGGGGCGUCACUCUUGCUCCAGGCGUGACCUGGGAGACUAUGAAACCAGAAAACUUUUUUUUGAUUGCGCCGCGGGGUCAUCAGUGUGAGAUUACGAGGGGACAAUAG
Messenger RNA from Penicillium cataractarum, 1482 nucleotides. RefSeq names its product cytochrome P450. Lineage: Eukaryota; Fungi; Ascomycota; Eurotiomycetes; Eurotiales; Aspergillaceae. The coding region runs from base 1 to 1482 and encodes 493 amino acids. The transcript has 3 exons. The record is from RefSeq and is a predicted model, not a curated record. Gene Ontology annotation, molecular function: monooxygenase activity; heme binding; oxidoreductase activity, acting on paired donors, with incorporation or reduction of molecular oxygen.